Messenger RNA from Bactrocera oleae (olive fruit fly), 3014 nucleotides. The record is from RefSeq and is a predicted model, not a curated record. NCBI's taxonomy places the organism in Eukaryota, Metazoa, Arthropoda, Insecta, Diptera, Tephritidae.
CGCGACGUUCCGUCAGUCUGCGACGAAACCUUCAAGUGUAAGCAACACAGCAGCGCGCCAGCUAAAGCAACGAGUUUUACUUCAACGAUAUCACAGAGCAAUCCAACGAUUUAUUUUUGUACGCGCACCGUUAUUACCUGUCUGCCAGCAAGUCGGCGCGCACGCGUAAACCCGAACAACGGUAAUAUUUGUGAAGAAGUGUUGCCUCUGCUUUUACUACAGUAUUUUAACGGUGUUGUUUGAGAUUUUUUUCCUUUUGUGUCGCGAGUUCAUUGAUUGGCACGCCGUGUCAUCUCGUCAAGCGGUGCUGACGCAUGCGCAACCUAAUUGAAAGCCAUCGACAAAGUGAAAUGCGUGUUUUUCUUUGAUUGCGCUUAACAUCCAACGAUUCUGUUUUUGUAGACAGUUGACACAAACGGAGAAACAUAGAAAAUUGCAUUGACGAAGUGAGAAACUUAAGUGGCACGCAUAUCACACUCGUGCUUUUUGUCCAACAAUAAAUAUAUGCGGCAGUGGAAAGUGUUGUAGUGUCGCAAGUUUGACUCCCAUUUGUAUUUUGUGAAAAAAAUUCUUUUGUGUUGCAUUUGCUAUGGGCAAAAAGUCACUUAGAAAUAUAAUUUUUAUUGAAAGUGAAUAAUUAAAUUGAUUUUACUUGUGCGGCAGCAGAAAAAAAAACUAUAGCGUUCAGUGAGUGAGAGACAACUAAGACCAUUGAUAAAUCGUUUGGCGUAUUCAACGCUAGUUAUCAGCCACAUACGUAAGCACUACGGACCAGAAUUCCAACGGAAACAGCUUAGAUGUGUAAUUAAAAUUGGCUAAACGAGCGAGAGCCAACAAAAACAAACACACAUAUGCACAGCAGCAAAAUGGACGACAUGAAUGCCGAUGGCAGCAAUUUCAAUAACGUCGACAACAACACAAGCAUGAACAUGAAUAUGAACAAUAACAACAGCGACGAUAUGGUACGCCAAUCCGAAUCACCAGCACGCACAAUCGAUUCGCACGAUUCCACUGUCGACAGCAUGGACACGAUCGUGGAUCGCAGCGUCAAUCGCGAGGAACUCAUGCACGCCACCAUUGAGCACAGCUUGAACACGACAAAUGCACAGCAUGAUAGCCUCACCAACUCACAGAAAUCCAUAUUGCAGCGCAACAGCAGCGGUUGCAGUGACACCGACGAGCACCAACAGCAACAGCUGAGCCAACAAAAGCAACUGCAAGUGCAGCAAUUACAAACAGACACACAAAGUCACAUUUACUCAAGUCCUGUGUACGAUCAGAAGCCACCGCUGAAGUUGACGGCAGCCACAUUGAUCGCCUCGGUGGCAGCCAAUAACGCUGGCAAUGGCAAAACCGUCGCUGGCGACGACGCAAAGAAGCCGAAAUUGAUGACACACGAGGAAUUCCAACAACAGUUGCAGGCGGCAAUUGCCACGCGCGCCAACACACUCGAAUCGCGUAUUAGCAAGAAGCAACGCUUUCCACCGGAAUUGAUUAAAAUCAAAGAUGGCGACGGCAGCUCAUCGAAUUCGGCAAAAUCGGCGAAAUUUCAAAGACGUGCCAAAUCCAGCGCCGACUGCUGUUCGGCCUUCCCAUGGCAAAUUGUUUUGGGCACAUUGCAGCUAAUGUUGGCCAUUACGUUGGUGGCGCUCGGUUCGUUGUUGAUUGUGCGCGAAGCAGCGCUGUCCACGGCCGGUUGUGGUAUUUGGACUGGCCUUGUGGCGGCCAUUACUGGUUCGCUGGGUGUAGUUAGCAUACGGAAGACACAAACAGCGUUUCUGGCGUUGAGUUUAAUUUGCAUUGCAACCAGUACACUGGCGUUGGCUGUCUCCGGCGUCGGGCUCUCUAGGGAUGUCAAUCGAAUGGAGGAAAAGUUUGACCUGUUGAAUACGAAUAGUGAAAUAUCGGCUGCUUCCGGUCUAAUAUUGGCAUUAUUUUUACACUUUGUUGUUAGUAUUAUAUCUGUGUACAGAUGUGCGCUGCAGAUAUGCUCCAGAAAUGAAAGUACAGAUUUGCGAGAUGUUAUUAUUAAUUCCAAAACCGGCGGAGUUGCAUUGGAUCAAGAAAAGGUGGACCAAUAUAUUAAAGCUAUGUCCCUAACUGGUAGUGAAAAGGAAAACGCCGAAAAAUUGGCAGCCAUGUGGAUGUAUGCAGCACAGAUGGGCAGCUCACGUAACUUGACACAAACGGGCGGUAAUCGUCCGAUCAUGUUGAUCCCGGCUGGUAGCACGACCAUGUUGGCCACACCCCCACCUGUGCCACCAAUGCCGGGUGCCAUGGUUGUACCUGGCAUUCCUUAUCGCCCGCCCAUGGCCUACACGCUGCCUUACAUGCGUCCAGGCUCAGUGGUUUACGCACCCACAGGCUCUGCACCCAGUGGUACAUAUCGUACACAAAAGAGCAGCAAAUCUGCAGGACCACCAAACCGACGCCGACGCCCAGGUCCACCACCAUUACGUUCGGGUAAAAUGGAUGCCAACCGUCGUCAGCGACGCAAGUCUGAAGCGGAUGUCAUCGAUAAUGAAGCUUUUCAGUAUACAGGGCUUGAUCGCGACAUAGCAGACAAUUUCCUGGCGCGCCAAGAGCAGACCAACAGCCAGCCAGGUAGUCACGUGGACUACUCGUCUUCGUCGACGACGGCCAGCGAAACAUAUGGCAAGCAGCGUUCGCGCUCAUCGUCCAAAACGAAAAUUGUUUGCCGCGAUGUGGUGAUGUAGUCGUGUGGCAAGUUGAGCUGGUGAAGAAUUGAGCGGUGUGUUUUUUGGAGUCGAGUCAAGUCAUUCUGGCGGAUUGUACUGCAUUGAUCCGGGGAACCGUUAAAUGAACAACAAUACAUACUUAACUAUAUAACUGUAUUAUAUGUAUGUCUUAUUUCAUAUUUGCUAUUGUAAAUAACUUUAUAUUAUAAACUUAUUAUUUAGUUUAUUCGACGAUGUAGCUAUGCGCGCAGGCAAGUCGCACAUUUUGUAUGUUAUACAAUAAAUGUAGGUUUCAAAUAUUGAUAUAAAAAUAAA